AUACUAAACUAAUAGUGCGAGGCGAGGCAUAAAGCGGCGGCGGUCUUCCAAUUGCACAUACCGAGCGCAGAUAUGGUUUCAAUCGACAACGGCGUUACAACCAACGGCCAUGGACCCGCCGCUAAAGCUGCCACUUCCGACGGGGCCCCAUCACCUCCGGCAUCCCUCUCCAACGGGGGGGCUUCUCAGCCGGAGAUUGACCCCUCUCGGAAGAGGAAACUGACCAUUCUCCCCCUGGAGGUCGGGACCCGUGUCAAUUGCCGGUGGCGGGAUGGAAAGUACCAUCCUGUUAAGGUUAUUGAGCGCCGCAAGCUCUCUUCCGAUGGAUCUAACGAUUACGAGUACUACGUUCACUACACCGAAUUUAACCGGAGACUUGAUGAAUGGGUAAAACUUGAACAACUUGAUCUUGACUCAGUGGAAACUGAUGUGGAUGAGAAGGUCGAGGACAAGGUAACAAGCUUGAAAAUGACUAGGCAUCAGAAGCGAAAGAUUGAUGAGACACAUGUGGAGGGCCAUGAGGAGCUCGAUGCUGCUAGCUUACGUGAACAUGAGGAGUUUACAAAAGUUAAAAAUAUUGCCAAAAUAGAACUUGGAAGAUAUGAGAUAGAAACUUGGUACUUUUCCCCAUUUCCUCCAGAAUACAAUGACUGUACCAAGCUGUUCUUUUGUGAAUUUUGCCUGAAUUUCAUGAAGCGGAAAGAACAACUCCAGAGGCAUAUGAGGAAAUGUGAUCUCAAGCAUCCUCCAGGUGAUGAGAUAUAUCGAAAUGGAACCUUGUCAAUGUUUGAGGUUGAUGGCAAAAAGAACAAGGUUUAUGGGCAAAAUCUAUGCUAUUUGGCGAAAUUGUUUCUUGAUCACAAGACCCUGUACUAUGAUGUCGAUCUGUUUCUAUUUUAUGUGCUGUGUGAAUGUGACGACCGAGGAUGCCACAUGGUUGGAUACUUCUCCAAGGAGAAACAUUCUGAGGAGUCCUACAAUUUAGCUUGUAUACUUACUCUUCCUCCAUAUCAGAGAAAAGGAUACGGAAAAUUUUUGAUUGCUUUUUCAUAUGAACUUUCAAAGAAGGAAGGUAAAGUUGGAACACCUGAGAGGCCGCUCUCGGACCUGGGUCUCUUAAGUUACAGGGGAUACUGGACACGUGUCCUUCUAGAUAUACUGAAAAAGCACAAAGGCAACAUCUCAAUUAAGGAGCUGAGUGACAUGACAGCCAUCAAAGCAGAGGAUAUCCUUUCGACCCUUCAGAGCCUAGAGCUGAUUCAAUAUCGAAAAGGGCAGCAUGUCAUAUGUGCAGAUCCGAAGGUCCUUGAUCGCCAUCUUAAAGCUGCAGGCCGUGGCGGUCUUGAAGUUGAUGUCAGUAAAUUGAUAUGGACUCCUUAUAAGGAGCAAAGCUGAUCAUCCCUUUAAUGUCUUGAAGUAGUUUAUGGAUCUGCCAUGUACAGAAGAUUACAAUCUAACAAACAGCAACAUUAUGAUAUGAAUAUGAUGAUGUUCCAGUCCAGCCAGAACUGACAAUAGCCAGCCACAGGCCAAGACGAGAGGAGGGAGGUCUCACUCACUGCCCGGUAAGUACUUUAUAAAUUCAAAGCAUAGCAUAGCAUUGCAUUGUAACGUCAGAAGAAUGGAUGGCGCCAUCGGCAUACAAGUGUUUUAUUUUAAGCUGUUGAAUUAGUAGUUCUUGCAUGUACCAAACCGAACCAUCUUGCAUAACAUGGGAUUGCUUCUUGUAUAUGUAUAUAUCCAGGUUUCGAAAUAGAUUUCAAUUCCAAGUUUUC
Molecule: messenger RNA, 1775 nt
Organism: Andrographis paniculata
Lineage: Eukaryota; Viridiplantae; Streptophyta; Magnoliopsida; Lamiales; Acanthaceae
Product: histone acetyltransferase of the MYST family 2
Exons: 9
Coding region: 73-1395 (440 amino acids)
Biological process (GO): regulation of DNA-templated transcription
Molecular function (GO): histone acetyltransferase activity
Source: RefSeq, a predicted model, not a curated record